CCCACACCACCUCUGAUCUCUCUGUAGUGUUUCUUUCUCCCACAUUCUCAUCUGAAACAAACUCACAAACACAUUCAUUCAUGGCUAAGCACUACUUUAGGCUAUUUUCUUCUGCUUUGCUUGUUUUGUCCUUCAUGGUGGUGCAGGCUGAAGUAGUUUGGGGUCAAGAUGGUACUGAAAGGAGGAAAGAAAUGGUGCCUGCAAUGUUCAUAUUCGGAGACUCUCUGAUUGACAAUGGCAACAACAACAACCUCCCUUCAUUUGCCAAGGCCAACUAUCCCCCCUAUGGAAUCGAUUUCAAUGGCGGACCAACUGGUCGUUUUAGCAAUGGUUACACCAUGGUUGAUGAAAUAGCUGAAUUGCUAGGACUUCCUUUAAUUCCUGCGUACUCUGAAGCUUCUGGAGAUCAAGUGCUUCAUGGUGUCAAUUAUGCAUCUGCAGCCGCUGGAAUCCUUGAUAUCACUGGCAGAAACUUUGUGGGUCGCAUACCCUUUGGUCAACAAAUAAGCAACUUCCAGACUACAGUUGAUCAGAUAACGGAGACUCUGGGUGCAGAUGAUGUUGCCCGGGCCAUUGCAAAGUGCAUAUUCUUUGUUGGAAUGGGCAGCAAUGACUACCUAAACAAUUACCUUAUGCCCAACUAUAACACCAAGAAUCAAUACAAUGCUCAACAAUUUGCUGAUCUCUUGGCUCAACAAUACACUCAGCAACUCACUAGGCUCUACAAUCUUGGUGCUCGAAGAUUUGUUAUUGCUGGAGUUGGGAGGAUGGGUUGCAUACCAAGUAUCUUAGCCCAAAGUCCAAAUGGAAGCUGCUCAGAGGACGUCAAUCGCCUUGUUCUACCCUUCAACGCAAAUGUGAAGACAAUGAUCAACAAUCUUAAUACCAACUUACCUGGUUCGAGGUUCAUUUACAUUGACAUUGCUCGAAUGUUUGAAGACGUCGUCACCAAUGCUAGAGCUUAUGGAUUCAGUGUUGCGAAUCGUGGAUGCUGUGGUAUUGGGCGUAACAGAGGGCAAAUUACAUGUCUUCCAAUGCAAACACCGUGCCCAAAUCGUGACCGGUACGUGUUCUGGGAUGCAUAUCACCCAACUGCAGCUGUGAACAUCUUAAUUGGCAGGAAAGCUUUCAGUGGAGACCCUAGCCAGGUUUACCCCAUGAACAUACAGCAGCUUGCCACUCUUAACAUUGAAACCAAUUAGCUAAUGAGUGGACUCGUCAUCUGAAACUAGCUAGCUAGGAACUUUGGUUCUAGUUUAUCAUUUGGCACAAUCCAUUUUGAUUUUGCUACUUUGUCUAAUCGUCCAUGUACUAUGUACUGCUUACUACAAUCGCAUCUACGUAUUUUAAUUUUG
This is a messenger RNA of Rosa chinensis, 1355 nucleotides long. Its product is annotated as GDSL esterase/lipase At1g71691. Gene Ontology annotation, molecular function: hydrolase activity, acting on ester bonds. NCBI's taxonomy places the organism in Eukaryota, Viridiplantae, Streptophyta, Magnoliopsida, Rosales, Rosaceae. The record is from RefSeq and is a predicted model, not a curated record. The transcript is spliced from 5 exons. Bases 81 to 1202 code for a protein of 373 amino acids.